Molecule: messenger RNA, 1428 nt
Organism: Penicillium longicatenatum
Lineage: Eukaryota; Fungi; Ascomycota; Eurotiomycetes; Eurotiales; Aspergillaceae
Exons: 2
Coding region: 1-1428 (475 amino acids)
Source: RefSeq, a predicted model, not a curated record
AUGAAUAUGAAUGUCUGGUCAGGACCCAUUGAGCUUGGUCCAAAUCAUCAGUUGGAAGGGAUCCGCCUGGUUGACCCGACCUCCCACUGGCAAUGCGACAUAUCCAAAAACACAAAGCUGGGUCUCCGCAGCUUUGUCAAUCCAGCUUUGAUUCCUCUCCACGCACGAGCAGGACCUAACCUCGAGUUACACACCACCAAUUCACACACAUCUCAAUGGCUACGACGCAAACUGUCUGGGGCCAUCUGGUUAAACGAAGAGGAACUGGACCUCCACCAAUCACUCCAGUGUCCUGUUGGCCUGCUCGUUAGUGUUGAUGGAACUUCAUCUAAACGGACCGGCGCCGCCACGUCGGACCUCUUAAUCUAUGGUGUCUUAUCCAACGCAACUUCAUGCACGCGACCACCCACUCCCCCACAUUCGUCACCAAACGAUACCAACGGCCGUGUCAAUACCUCGACAAGCAAGUCAUAUCAGCUGAGAAUAUACGCAGCGCCACUUUCAACGCUGCAGCUUACCCAGGCGCAGUCCUUCCCGUCUCCCCCGCCAAGCUCUGACGGAGAUCGCGUGCCCACGCCAGCUGAAUUUCUUCCGGAUAUCAGUUCGCCAAGUCCCAAGCGGAAGCGAGUAGCUACACUGUUUGAAGUUGCUGCACAACACCAUCGUCGUGUACGACAAAAAGGUGGCGAAGCAGUUUCACAGUUGAUGGCACCUUCGCGGCCCUUGUCGUCAUCACAGAAUCUCCAAUUGCUCCGAGUCAAGCGCGAACCCGAAGACGAGUCACCAAGUCUUCCUACCCUUGAUCGACUGGUUAACGGAAGAUCAAGAUCGGUAUCCAUUGGAACCAAUUUGCAGCGACCCGGAAGUACACGCAGUGCUCGCGCAACUCCAAGUAUUGGCGCAGAUCCUCAAAAGCGGGCUCCGACACCAAACCCAUUUUUAGACUCCAAAUCUCGACGUUCGUCGCAACAGAUACAGUCGCAGUGCUUUCCCCCGGUAUCUACUGAAGAUAGAACCUCUAUUCCAGCCUCUCCGCCCAAAAACCCGGAAUCCAUCAUUGCAGAAAACAAGAACCUGAUCACACGCACUAUUUUGACUUGCAUGCGGCUCUAUGGAUUCCAUCGCCUGAAUACGCGUCCCUCGGCUGGCAAGUCGGGUUCUGGAACCGUCGAUCCGGAGCCUGAAACUUCGACUUCAACUCCGGCUGCUGAGGGGCUUCGUGCGGAGACUCCGGCACCGGGGACAUCGGCUGAUGACGACGAGUUCAAGGCCAUGUACCAUGCUACCUACAAGGCUGCAGCUUUUGCACUCCGGAAAUAUUUGAAAGAUUCUGCCUCCAGUGGGGGUCAAGCGCCCAUGUUGUUGGAGAAAGAGAAAGCCAUGACACGCAUCGAUGACAUUCUUCGACUUUUCUGCGAGGAUUCUUGA